AUGACUACAGGCAAACCUUUAUCAGCUUAUAAUGGUAUACCACUCGAAAAUCCUACUGUUUAUCGAAUUGUAAUUGGUGCAUUACAAUAUUUGACCCACACCAGACCUGACAUAUCAUAUCCAGUGAAUAAUCACAGUCAAUUUCUCAAAAGUCCCAUAACCAUACACCGGAGUGCAGCCAAAAGAAUCUUGAGCUACUUGAAGAGAACUAUGAAUAACUUACAUAUCACACCAGGUGAUAACUUAAAUCUCACUUGUUAUUCAGAUGCUGAUUGGGCAUGUUGCCCAGAUGAUAGAAGGUUAAUUGGAGGGUAUUGUGUAUUCCUGGGCGACACUCUUAUCUCAUGGUCUUCCAAGAAACAAUAUGUGGUUGCAAGAUCUAGUGCUGAGUCUCAGUACAGGGCACUGUCACAUUUGGCAGCUGAAAUCUCUUGGCUACAAGAGUUACUGCAAGAAAUUAAAGUCAAGCUAAACUCGGUUCCUCAUGUGGUGUGGCAACAUGGGAGCAAGUGCUAUGGCUUCUACCCUAGUUUACCAUGCAUGUACGAAACACAUAGAGCUUGA
Molecule: messenger RNA, 564 nt
Organism: Humulus lupulus (European hop)
Lineage: Eukaryota; Viridiplantae; Streptophyta; Magnoliopsida; Rosales; Cannabaceae
Exons: 1
Coding region: 1-564 (187 amino acids)
Source: RefSeq, a predicted model, not a curated record